Molecule: messenger RNA, 2658 nt
Organism: Naumovozyma castellii
Lineage: Eukaryota; Fungi; Ascomycota; Saccharomycetes; Saccharomycetales; Saccharomycetaceae
Gene: AGC1
Product: citrin
Exons: 1
Coding region: 1-2658 (885 amino acids)
Source: RefSeq, a predicted model, not a curated record
AUGGAACAGAUCAAUUCCAAUAACAAAAAAAGGUUACGACAACUGGAAAUUUUCAAUAAGUUUGCAACGGUUUCAAAGAACCAGCAUUUAAGUCAUCCUAUAAGCCAAGACACUGACGGUGAGUCAAUCUUAAGUUAUGAUGAUUUUAUAAAAUUAAUUUCUAAUUCCAAAAACUUAUAUUCAAGGUUUACAGAUCAUUCAUUCAAUCUUAAUCAAAUUCCACCUGAAACAUUUGGUUGUAUAUUCUUUGUCAUUGAUGAAAAUAAUAAGGGUUACCUUACUGUUAAUGAUUGGUUCUAUUUUAAUAACCUUUUGGAAAACGAUAAUUACAACUAUAUCAUUCUAUAUGAAUUCUUCAGAAAAUUUGAUAUUGCCAAAAUUAAGGCAGAAAGGCAAAAAAAUAAACAUGGUUCAACAAUGGACGUUACAUUUGAUGAUUCCCGAAUUAAAUCUAUUAAUUAUUCUAAUAGAAUGUUAAGCUUCGACCAAUUAUUCCUUAAUCGAAACCAUUUUAAAGAUAUCAUAAAAUUGUUACAAAGUACUGUUCAAAAUAGUUUUGUCAGCAGAAACUCAUUAUAUUUAAAUUGGGAUAAUUUCAAAUUUAUGAAGUUUUAUGAGUGUUUUCCAUGCAAUCGGAAAAAGGACCCAUAUUUGACCUUGAGCUCUUUGAUCACUAUCCUUCAAAAUGAUUUGAAAUAUGAGAAACUAUACCUAGGGUUUGAAAAGUUGUCACAUUAUGAUUCAGAAAGAAAUGCAUUAGCAAUAAAUAAUGCACAAUUAUCAUAUUUAUUGCGAUUGUUCUACUCGCAUAGAGUCUCUGCAUAUAUAUUCGAUUCUUUGAACUUAUCCAACACAGCACUAUUGAAAUCCAAUAAUAAUUUCAUAACAUAUAAUGUGUUCAAGGAUAUUUUUUAUCUAUUUCAAAACUUCGAUCUCCUUAACCAACUACUGAUAAAAUAUGCCACUGCUAAUGGUUUUACAGAAAGGGAUAUACGAGAACGUGUCAUCAAUAAAAGAGACCUUGUGACUUUUUUGAAUACACAGUAUAAUAAAGUAACUAACAUUUCUGAAUUCUCGCCCUCCCAAAUAAAUCUGCUAUUUUCUAUCGUGGCCAAUAACAAAGAAAAUAAGCAAUUAAAUAAACCAGAUAUUCACCAUCGAGAUUCCUUCAUAGAUCACUUUAUUCAGAACGAUUACGUCAAUGGCUCAAGUACAAAUUUAGAAACAUUCAAUGAUCAUUAUAGUGAAUUUGCUGAUAAUUUUGGUCAAUCCACUCCGUUUAAUGGUUAUUCGAAAGUAUCGGUAGGGCUUUAUGAAUCCUUAUUUGGUGAAGAGCAGGAUAAGGCUACCAUGGGAUCCAACUUGAACAUUGAAGAUUUCAUGAAAAUCUUAAAUCCUAAUUAUUUAAAUGAUUUGGUUCAUCGAUUAGAAUUAGAAAGGAUUGGAAAGGAGUCAUUGUAUAGAAAUUAUUAUUUCUAUCCUAUCUUUGAUUCUAUUUUCAAUUUUUCAUUAGGGUCUGUUGCUGGUUGCAUAGGUGCAACAUUAGUUUAUCCUAUUGAUUUUAUAAAGACAAGAAUGCAAGCACAAAGAUCACUUACCAAGUAUAAGAAUUCAAUCGAUUGUCUUGUUAAGAUUUUUGGGAAAGAAGGUAUCAGAGGUUUAUAUUCAGGAUUAGGACCACAAUUAAUUGGAGUAGCUCCAGAGAAAGCCAUUAAAUUGACUGUCAAUGAUUUUAUGAGGAAAAGUUUAGUAGAUAAAAAGGGUAAUCUUCAACUGGGUGCAGAAGUAUUAUCAGGAGCUACAGCAGGUGCAUGCCAGGUCGUCUUUACUAACCCUUUAGAAAUUGUAAAGAUUAGACUUCAAGUAAAGUCGGAAUAUACUAAUGCAAUGAUUCCUAAAUCUCAACUAACAGCAUUCCAGAUUAUUAAAGAGCUAAAAUUAAUUGGUCUAUACAAAGGUGUAGGUGCAUGUUUAUUGAGAGAUGUUCCUUUUUCAGCAAUUUAUUUCCCAACAUAUGCCCACUUAAAGAAAAAUGUCUUCCAGUUUGAUCCGAAUGAUAAGGAUAAAAGAGACAGAUUGAAAACGUGGGAACUAUUAACUGCAGGGGCCCUUGCAGGUGUCCCAGCUGCAUUUUUGACGACACCAUUUGAUGUUAUCAAGACAAGAUUACAAAUUGAACCAGGAGUCGGCGAAACUCGAUACACAGGCAUAUUACAUGCUGUUAGGACAAUAUUAAAGGAAGAAAGUUUUAGAUCUUUCUUCAAGGGAGGCGCUGCUCGUGUUAUGAGGAGCUCACCUCAGUUUGGGUUUACCUUGGCAGCAUAUGAGUUAUUCAAAAAUAUGUUUAACAUAUCAGAUGAUAAGCAACCAACAAAGAAUGAGAAGAGUACGGAGGAUUAUAACGAUUCAGUUGGAACUGGGUAUCCAUCAUCAUUUUUCAGUAGUAUGAAAUAUACACCCUCAUACUCGUAUUCAAACCAACCAACUGAGUAUUUCAGCCCAAGAAUUGAUCCCUUUACGAGUAACUAUCUCGAUUAUUAUUUUAAAAGUUGCCAAGUAGCGAAGACGUUCAUCGACUUAGAUAACAACUUCUCAAACUUUGAUUAUUCGGUGUAUUCAAAAUUCAGAGACUAUUUGAACUCCAUAAAUCAUAGGUAA